GUACGCACUUAGAAAUAACGUUAGAUAGGGCUUGUACUGUAUAUACGCACAGUGCCGCAACUUAUGCCAUCAUUGGAAUUUAAUACAAGUGGCAGUGGCUCUGGCUUUCGCUUUCAGGAUUCUUUGUAUGUGAAGAUUGGCUUAGAUUCAUCCAUUCACUCACCAAACCAAAGCCCCGCAAUAGCAGAAGAGACGGUGAGAGGGAUUCGAUUUCACUGAAUUUAUUACUGUUCUGGCCCAAUAAUCUGUAAACCGACACGCGUCUAAUUUCUUUUAGAUUCCAAUGAUGUGAAUUCAAUUCAGUUCACUUGAUUUCGAAGUCUUUCUGUGUAACUCUGUUGUGUUGCAUCCACGGAAGAUCAAAUUGAAUCUUUUUCUCCUCUCUCCACCUCUAACCUCUCCCUCUCUAACUGAGGUGAGAGAGAUAAAACAGGCUGCUAAUCCAUAUUACGCGGGCAUCUGAAAUGGAAGAGGGAGGGUCCUGGUUUGCGGACGCGGUGAAGCUUCUGGAAAUUUAGAAUCCCCUCUCCUUAUUUAUCAAAUCUUGUUGCUGUUGGAGGCCAUCUCUUUUUCUCAUCUCCUACAUGUAGCACCAACUAUUUUUGUUGAUUAGUUGAGGAGUGGGAAAAUUUUAAGGAAGACGCAGAAGCUGGCACAAUGGGUUCUGUUUGUGGUUGUUUAAGUGUUGAGAAUCUUGAAGAUUAUGUAAAUCCAAAUAGCUCUGUAUAUAGAAAUUGCAUGUGCUUCAGUUGCUUCAUACAUAACUUUUUGAAUGUGUAUAAUACAAUAUUUCGUAGGCGUGAAGUGCAUUCCAUUUCUUCAUCCGUCCAGGGGGCAGCAUCUAUGACUUCUACGGCAUCCCUGGAUAGUUCAUUAUCAGGGAUGUACCGUGCUCCUCCCCGGCCUUUGCCAUAUGAUGCAGACUCUAGGUAUUUUCUCUCACAACGUGAUGGACUAGUUUCAAGACGUGAGAAGGGUUCAAGUCAUUCAAAUGAGGAAUCACAACCUCUAAGAAGUGAUCUAGAUGUGGAUUCAGACUCAUUGAGUAUGGGAGACAAAUGGAAUGAAUGUGCCUGUGAAAAUGGAUCAAAGGAAUACCUUUCUAAGUCCUCACUAAGACUUUCAUCAGCAAAAUAUACACCUGGAGCUGCGGCGGUCUAUGCACCAUUAGAAGAUGAAGAUGUUUGUCCAACAUGUCUUGAAGAAUAUACCCAAGAGAAUCCAAAGAUAAUGACAAAAUGCUCUCACCAUUUUCAUCUUGGUUGCAUCUAUGAGUGGAUGGAGAGAAGUGAAAACUGUCCAGUGUGUGGGAAGGAGAUGGAAUUUGAUGAAACGCCAUAAUCCUUUUUCAAGAGGCUUGUGUUGCGGCUGAAGCCACCACCAGAUGAAAAAAGCGAAAGGAAGAAUUAAUACCAAGUGUAGACAUUGUGAAUACUACAGAUUAAGUUCUUGUAUAGCAAGCGUGUUACUUUCCUUAACCAUUGUUGUACGUUCUAUCUCCUGCUUCUCUAUCUUCAGCAUUUCCAUUUUUAAUAAUACCUUGGGAAAGGAAAAAAUGAGUUAAAUUGAAACAUGUUUACAGCCUUGUAAUAUUGAGAGUUGUAUUUCUUCC
This is a messenger RNA of Neltuma alba, 1612 nucleotides long. Its product is annotated as E3 ubiquitin-protein ligase At3g02290-like. The transcript is spliced from 5 exons. The record is from RefSeq and is a predicted model, not a curated record. Gene Ontology annotation, molecular function: ubiquitin-protein transferase activity. Lineage: Eukaryota; Viridiplantae; Streptophyta; Magnoliopsida; Fabales; Fabaceae. The coding region runs from base 658 to 1341 and encodes 227 amino acids.